GGGAAGGAAGAAAGAGAGCAGAGAGAGGGAGAAAAGAGACCACCAGAAGGAGAGGAUGAAUUUAUAGAGAGGUGAAGGUGAAAAAGCGGAGAGAAUAAGAACAAGGGAAGGUGUGAAAGGAGAGGCAGGAGACGGGGACAAAGCUAUAGAAAGGUGAAGAGUACUUUCGAGGGAAGGAGGGAGUGAAGCAAGGAAAGGGAGGAGAAGAGAGGGCAAGGAUAGAGGCAAGGAGUAGCGGAGGAGAGAUGUGAGGAGAGAGACGAAGAGAAGCCCUGGAGUGUGAAAGGGGACGGAGCGAGAAGAGAGGGCGCUGGGAGGGUAGCGCAGCCCUUGGCGGGAUGGUUCCCCGGGCGGCGCUGGUGCUGCUGGUGCUGCCCGUGCUGCGGGCCCUGGAGUUGGGGGCCGGGGGCGGGGAGUGGAGCAGGGAGACUGGGGUCGGCCGGGCCCCGGGCCCCGGGGAAGACACGUUCUCGGCACUGCAGAGCGUGGAGCGGGCGCUGGGUCCCGAGCGGGAGCUGCUGCGGCUGCUGGAAGGCUACGUGCGGGGUGAGGAAGCCCGUCUGCGGGACCUGCGCAGGUUCUACAACAAGGUCCUCUCUUUGCAUAAGGGGUCAGCCACCCCUGUGGGCAAUCCUCUGCUGGCCUACACCCUUAUUAAGCGGCUACAGUCUGAUUGGAGGAAUGUUGUGUACAGCCUGGAAGCCAGUGAGAACAUAAGAGCUUUGAAGGAUGGCUACGUGAAAGUGGAGCAGGACCUCCCAGCCUUUGAGGACCUGGAGGGAGCAGCCCGGGCCUUGAUGCGUCUGCAGGAUGUGUAUAUGCUGAGUGUGAAAGGAUUAGCACGUGGGGCUUUUCAGAGAGUCACAGGCUCUGAUGUCACUGACAUAUACAGGCCCAGCCAGGUUUUUCCCCUCUCAGCAGAUGAUUGCUUCCACGUGGGAAAGGUAGCCUAUGACAUGGGCGAUUACUAUCAUGCCAUCACAUGGCUGGAAGUGGCCGUCAGCCUCUUCCGAGGCUCCUAUGGGGAAUGGAAUACAGAGGAUGAAGGGAGCCUAGAAGAUGCUCUGGACUACUUAGCUUUUGCUUAUUUCCAGGCAGGAAAUGUUUCUUACGCCCUCAGUCUCUCCAGAGAGUUCCUUCGCUAUGAUCCAGAUAACAAGAGGAUAGCUAGAAAUAUACGGAAAUAUGAAAGAUUGUUGGAAGAAAAAUCCAGUGUGACAGGACCUGAGGUGGCCAUCAAGAGACCUAAUGUCCCCCAUCUGCAGACAAGGGACACCUAUGAAGGAUUGUGCCAGACCUUGGGUUCCCAGCCCACUCACUACCAGAUCCCCAGUCUCUACUGCACCUACGAGACCAAUGCCAGCCCCUAUCUGCUGCUCCAGCCUGUCCGGAAGGAGGUACUCCACCUGGAGCCCUACAUUGUCCUCUACCAUGACUUUGUCAGCGACUCUGAGGCCCAGAAGAUUAGGGGGUUUGCAGCACCCUGGCUGCAACGGUCAGUGGUGGCCUCUGGGGAGAAACAGCAACAAGUGGAAUAUCGCAUCAGCAAGAGUGCCUGGCUGAAGGACACUGUGGACCCGAUUUUGGUGUCCCUGGACCGCCGCAUUGCAGCCCUCACCGGCCUCAAUGUCCAGCCUCCCUAUGCUGAGCACCUCCAGGUGGUGAAUUAUGGAAUUGGAGGACAUUAUGAACCUCACUUUGACCAUGCAACAUCGCCAAGUAGCCCUCUGUACCGAAUGAACUCCGGGAACCGGGUUGCAACCUUCAUGAUCUAUCUGAGCUCGGUAGAAGCUGGAGGGUCUACAGCCUUCAUCUAUGCUAACUUCAGUGUCCCAGUUGUGAAGAACGCAGCCCUGUUUUGGUGGAACCUUCACAGGAGUGGUAAAGGUGAUGGAGACACACUACAUGCUGGCUGUCCAGUCCUGGUGGGAGACAAGUGGGUGGCCAAUAAGUGGAUCCACGAGUACGGGCAGGAGUUCCGCAGACGGUGCAGCUCCCAGCCUGACGACUAGUCCCAGAACAGAGGCCUCCUCCUGGGAGUCAGAAGCCAAGACCUGGGCCGUGGGCAGUGUGUGUGGCGGGGGGAGGGCAGUGGUGCAGGAUCCCAUUGGAAGAAGGAAGGUUAGCCACGGCUUCUGGCCGAUGGAGUGAGAAGCAAAGACCACAAUGACCUUCCACUCCCUUUCCCUUAGAAUCUACACUUGGAGCUCCAUUUUGGGGCUGAGACCGGGGAGCAUGGUGGGAAAAAAGAGGGAAUAGGAAAGGGAAACCAUUGAGGGUUCAGUGGCCAUUGCUGGGAUCAAUAGACCCUCAGGCUUAGUCCAGGGCCCAAAUCUGUGGCUACAACUAAGCUUGAUUUAGUAGGAGCUCAGGGGGCUGGAGUGAAGAGAGGGGAGGAGGCUUCCAUGCUGAGGCAGGGAAAUGUCCUUUUAGAUCUCUUGGUAGAGAUGCACAGAUGUGACCACAGCCACCUUCGGGGUGAGUUUCUGGCUUCUGGCUGGUCCUGCCCAGAUGCUGCCUGAAGCCAGAGGCCUGGAACAAAGGCAGACUCGCCCUUUUGUGGGUGACAUGGGAGGGAGCUCAGAAUCACAUCUCUCCUGAACAGGAAUUCAUACUAGAACAUCCCUGAUAAGUGUGCUCUUCCAGCUACACUAACGGGGAAAACCUACUACCUCAAGAAGGAGAUAAAAUCCAGUUCUACAACUUCCACCCACUGCUCCUAGAACAUAAGAGGGCCCAGCAGAACUUGCCUCAUCCUUCUCACUUGUUAACCCUACAAAUGCUGGGAGGUGCCCUGUCCCCCUUGUCUUUUGUUCUCCAAACAAAACAUUCCCAAUUCUUUCCAAUGAACCUUCCACAUCAUGGCUUUGGGCACACUCAAAAUUCUUGUUGCUUUCCUCUGGAUCUACUCAAGUUCCCUGUGGUCCUUUCUGAAAUGUGGUCUCAGAACAGGACACAGUACUUCAGGUGAGAACUGACAAAGAUAGAAAGUUAGAUGGGACUCUCUCUUGGGGCUCUGCCUCUAUGAAUGGAGGCCGAGAUCAUGUGAGCUUGCUUCACUCAUUUUUUAAAUUUUUUUUUUGAUACUGAGCUCAUUAACUCCUAAAAGAUCACAGUAGAAAGAUUCAGAAACAUCAGCAAGCCCUGGAGACAACAGCUUGUACCAUAGAGACCACAAAGAAUCAACUUAGUUACCUCCACCUUAUCACUGAACUAUAACAGAUCUUAAAUGCCAAACAAGGUUCAAGGCAGAAAAAAGCUCUCUUUUGAGAUGGGGCUGAUUUGCAGACUCCUGAUUCCAAUUAGUAAUCUCAGAGGUUCAUCCCUCUGAGCAGAAGUAUUCUUCCAGAAGGAAAACUUACUGACAAUUUUUGCCUUUUUUUCUACCCUACUAUUCCCUAGGCCUUUGGCUUAGGAUAAACAUUUUACUAAUAUUUUGGACAUAAACAAUGCCUUUCUUCCACGGACCCAAAGGCAUUUCGGUCAGUUGGCAGGCACUUAUUGAGUCUUUACUGGAUAAGGCUCCCGUAUCCAGUACAUUCCUUGAUUUUGAGGAAUUACAAGUUUCUCUGGAGGGAUAACACAUACACAGACAUGUUUUAGAGCUGGAAAGGCCCUUAGGAAUAAGGGACACUGAAUAUCAGGUUCUUAUGCCUUAGAAUACAAUAUUGGAAUUGGACUAGAAUUUAAAAAAUACUGAGUGUCAGGGGCUAAACCAAACAUUAAAUUACACAAUAUUGGAGUAGAAAGGACUUUGAAACAUAAUUUUAGAACUAGAAAGAGGUCUAUAGAUUAUUUGAUUCAAUGCCCUUAAUUUAUACAUAAGGAAACAGAGAGAGGGACUUGCUUAAGAUCCCUUUGAAUUAGUGUCAGAGGCUAUUUGUCCACUACCAGUCUUUCCCUUCCAGCUCAAGACACUCACUGAAACUGCCUAGCUCUACACAGGUACCUACCUGUGGUUGGUGGUUUGAGGGCACCUGAUAAUUCUCCCCUCACAAUCACUGAUUGUGGGGGUAUGGAGUCCACUAGAGGUAGAUUCUGAAGACCCAAACAGGCUCAGAGGGAAGCAGAGCCAAGAACUACAUAAACCAUCCUUUCACGGAACCCUUGAAAGGGAGCCCUGUUAGGGGGCCAGCAACUGGCUACCUGAAUCCCAGAGAGUAACUGUGUAUGUGUGUGUGCGUGCAGUGCGUGCACGUGGGCGCCUGUGUGUGUGUGCAUCAUCAAUGGAAAUGGGUUGCGACUACAUUUAGAAGUAUGUAGUCUUAUAUUUUAAUAUUACAAGAGUGUAUAACUUCAUCCUUGUGGAUAAUCCCUCUACUCACAACAAAUCAGUCCUUUUAUGCCAUGGUAUAGUUAUAGGAGUUGUGAAGUCAUUCUGAAGCAAUUGAUCAUCCGGCGAUGAGCUUCUCUACAAUGAGGCUAGUUCUCAGAUGAUGGAUACACAAUCCAUUGCUUGGCUAUUACUCGAAAUCCUUCUGUCCUUGGUUGGAUUUGCCUUGAUUGAAGCCUCAUAGCCUUUGAAUCAACUUCAAGGGGCAUCAAGGAUGACAGUGGAGGAGGCAGCUCCUCCACUGGGGAAGUUGUCUCUCCUAUCUGAAUCGGGUCUUCUUUGAGCCUGUUUCUUCCUCUUUAAAAUUAGAGAAUUGAAUUAGGGGAUAUUCAGAGGAUUUAUUUUUUUUCCCCAGUUCUGACAUCUUAUUUUAUGUUCUAGGGCCUUAUGACACUUUAUAUUUUAAGAUCCUUUUUAGUUCUCACAUUUUAAGAUUCUAUGAUUUAAGCUGGGUACUAAGAGAAAAAAUUCCAACGGGAAGUGAUUCUAUCUCCAAAAUUUAUUUUAUAUCCUUAUUACUCACAUGGUAAUACCUUCAUUUAUGGCCUCACAGACUAUUUCCAGGAUUACCACAACGGCCUCCUAAUUGGAUUUCCUGCCUCUGAUUUUUCUCUUCCAAUUGCUCCUCUAUAAAGCUAACAAACUGAUAUGCCUACAGCACAUGUUUGCUCACGCCACUACCCUACUCAGGACAUAUGGUGGCUCCCUCUUGUCUCUAGCAAAGUCCCUUUGAAAAUUCUUUACCACUUGGCUUAAAUCUGCCUUUUUAGCCCAUUACACAUUUACCUCAACACUUUGUAGGGCUUGGCCAAAUUGGUCAGUUUUCUAUUCCAUGUACAUGAAAUUCCAUCUCCCACUACCAUGUCUUUGCAUGUUUCCUGCCUCCCUUCCCCAAACUAGAUAUGCACUUCCUCUUCUCUUUUCCUUCACACAAUCUUUAGCUUCCUUCAAAGUUCAUUGAAAUACUACCUUUUACAGAAAGUCUAUUCUGAUUCCCUAACUUGUUAGUACAUUUCUUUGGGAAAUUACUUUGUAUACAUAUUGCAUUUUGUUUUUUAUGUUCAUGCUGUUGUCCCUCAAUAGAAUGUAAUCUCUUUGAGGGCAGAGUGGUUUUGUUUCUGUUUUUGCAUCUUUAGCACCUCGCACAGUAACUACUUAUACUGACUUGAAGAGAAGGCCAUUCCGGCUAGAGAAGAUGGCAAGAAAAAAGGCUUUGACAUGUGAAAAUUUCAACUAUGGCUCAUUCUAUUUCAUUGGUGCUUUAGUCACUUUUUAUACAAUGCAUUCAAAUUGGAAAGAUGUGUUAAAGUCAGAUUGUAGAAGGCCUUGAAUACUUAGAGUGAGGUCUGAACUUCAUAUUGUGAGCUAUAAGAAUCUAUUAAAGAAACUGCUGAAGAGAAGUUGGUAGGGGACCAUGAUUAAACCCAAAGAUGAAGGGCUAAUUUUGAGCUUGAGAUUUUCAUAUAUGUGGUUCGUUGGGAGGGGCAGAUUUUUUGGUGGCAGAGAGGCCUUUCCAUACUACAGCACUGGAUUUGGAGUCAGAAGCCAGACUUUGGCCUUGCCACCUACUGCACAGUAUGACUGUCACUUCUUUUGGGGCUUGUUUCUUCUACUUUAAGGUGACUGCUUUGGCCUAUUUGAUCUCUAGCAUCCCUCCUUAUAUGAGGUCACACUUGUGGUUUUAAGUCCAUGUUUGGACAUUUACCAAGUUGCAUUCUCGUCUUCUCACUAAGACUGUGUUGUUAUUUUUUUUUAAUAGCUUUUUAUUUACAAGUUAUAUGUAUGGGUAAUUUUUCAGCAUUGACAAUUGCCAAAUCUUUUGUUCCAAUUUUUCCUUUCCUUCCCCCAUCCUCUCCCCCAGAUGGCAGGUUGACCAAUACAUGUUAAAUAUGUUAAAGUAUAUAUUAAAUACAAUAUAUGUAUA
Molecule: messenger RNA, 6257 nt
Organism: Antechinus flavipes (yellow-footed antechinus)
Lineage: Eukaryota; Metazoa; Chordata; Mammalia; Dasyuromorphia; Dasyuridae
Gene: P4HA3
Product: prolyl 4-hydroxylase subunit alpha 3
Exons: 13
Coding region: 339-2012 (557 amino acids)
Biological process (GO): peptidyl-proline hydroxylation to 4-hydroxy-L-proline
Cellular component (GO): endoplasmic reticulum
Molecular function (GO): L-ascorbic acid binding; protein binding; iron ion binding
Source: RefSeq, a predicted model, not a curated record